GUGGCAAAACACCUAUAAAAAGAGCUUACAAAAACAGAUACAAAAGUAAAAGUGAUAUUUGACCCCAAAAAAAGAAGUAAAAGUGAUAUAUUGGCAACAACGAAAAUGAAUUGCAAGAUUGGAUUCAUGAGCUGUGUGGUGCUUACUUCAAUAGUCAUCCUAUUUCUCUUGGUUUCAGGGAUAGUUGAAGCUCAAAAAGCCCAAUGCAUUGGAACAUGUGACGUACUUUUCGACUGUUCUUUCGCUUGCGCCAAUAAGGGAUACAGCCAUGGCCAUUUCGUUUUCUAUAGAAGUCCCAACGAAUGUUGUUGCAACAAUUAAAUGUUUCAUAUCUCUUAUCUAUUGAAAAUUAUCAACAAAAAGUAUCUCUGAUUAUUAUUAAUAAUACUAUA
Camelina sativa (false flax) is the source of this 392-nucleotide messenger RNA. RefSeq names its product putative defensin-like protein 73. The record is from RefSeq and is a predicted model, not a curated record. NCBI's taxonomy places the organism in Eukaryota, Viridiplantae, Streptophyta, Magnoliopsida, Brassicales, Brassicaceae.